Molecule: messenger RNA, 604 nt
Organism: Fomitiporia mediterranea MF3/22
Lineage: Eukaryota; Fungi; Basidiomycota; Agaricomycetes; Hymenochaetales; Hymenochaetaceae
Exons: 2
Coding region: 79-468 (129 amino acids)
Source: RefSeq, a predicted model, not a curated record
UAUCAUAGCAAUUGACACUCGCUCAAGCCUGUACAUCCCUCGCGACGUACAAUCCCAGCUAUCUUCUUGAUCUCCAGCAUGUUGAAAUACGUAGGCGUCCUGCUAACAACGGAGCAACUCUUCAAGAUUGCCUCGAGUAUCUUACAAGAAGACUUCGAGGAAAAAGACAGCGAUGAUUCCUUUCUUCGCGCGUAUGGCACCGUUCAGCGGAUCUUGAACGGAAAUCGUCCGAAAUACUUCAUUCACCCGAUGAGCAUACCUCGCCAUUCAGAGAAGGAUGAGGAUACGCGUUUUCUUAUUGUUUGCCGUUCAUAUGACAACCCUUACGAGACACGCAUGAAUUACGCGAACAUGCCUGCGACGAAAAGGGAUGCUAGGAUUCUUGGAUGGCUGAAAGGGAAUGGGAUGGACUUCCGACAGAUGCUUGAUCAAUGGACGACGAUGCCUGACCCUGCGUACGAUUUGUGAUAUGGUCUGGUAGAGAUGGACAGAACCACUGGUCGUAUUGAUGGUUUCCUUCCUGUAAAUCACCGAAACUCGCAUUUGCUAGCAUUUGUGCUUCUUCCUAUACUGAAAUUUCUAUGUAACAAAUCUAACACUGUUC